Molecule: messenger RNA, 882 nt
Organism: Ciona intestinalis (vase tunicate)
Lineage: Eukaryota; Metazoa; Chordata; Ascidiacea; Phlebobranchia; Cionidae
Product: E3 ubiquitin-protein ligase MARCHF4-like
Biological process (GO): protein ubiquitination
Molecular function (GO): ubiquitin-protein transferase activity; zinc ion binding
Source: RefSeq, a predicted model, not a curated record
AUAAACUGCAUCGUAUUGUUAAAAUCAACUAACAGCAAGAUUGUGUGCAAAAAGAAGGAGAUGGAAAUGCUUAAACCGACUUUGAAGAACGAAAGUUAUAGCGACGGUUGCAAAAAAGAUUUUUGCGACGUCACUGGCGAGAUGAUGAAGCAGGGACAAAUUUGUAGAAUCUGCCAAGAAGCCGAUGGUUCACUGAUUACACCUUGUCGUUGCAAAGGUACAAUCGGUUUCGUGCACGAAGCUUGCCUUGUUCAGUGGUUGUCAAAAUCGGGAAAGUCAAUGUGUGAAAUAUGUCAUACAAGCUACGUGUUGCGUGUAAAGAACUCAGAAAAUAUAAGGUGGAAAAAAUUAUGUCUUACACGUCACGACUUGGCGAUGAUUGCAGUCAACUUCGUGUGUAUUUUAUUCCUUAUUUCAACAACUUCAUGGUUGGUUUGGUCUGCUGUAAGUUCAGAGACCAGACGACAACGAAAUAGCGACCUGUUUCGAGCAUGCUACGCUUUGUAUGGAUUCAUGGAUAUGUUUUGUUUAGGUAUUCUUCUUCAUGAAAUCCCACACAUGCGUUUAAUGUAUCGUCGAUACAAACUUAUGCAGUACGAAUUGCGUGUGAUGCCCCAAUCGCCAGCUACUGUAAUAACAGUUUGUCAUCAAGAGAAUCUGGAUAAUGUACAAAUUAACCUUCCUGUAGAAUUGUAGACAUUUAAACAGACAUCGCACUUCUCGCUAAAUAACUUUCCCUGUUUUUUUUUACGACACAUCACCGAUGUGAAUUGUAAAUGUUGCUUGAGCGACGUCAACAUAAUAUUGCACAUAAACGGCGUGUUGGUUUCAAGUUUGAAAAAGUCUGGUGUGCAACGAGGUUCUAAGUCAGUCUGAUAUGCA